Plasmodium cynomolgi strain B is the source of this 1841-nucleotide messenger RNA. RefSeq names its product ROI kinase-like protein. The transcript has a single exon. Gene Ontology annotation, cellular component: nucleus; preribosome, small subunit precursor; cytosol. The record is from RefSeq and is a predicted model, not a curated record. Gene Ontology annotation, biological process: maturation of SSU-rRNA; protein phosphorylation. The annotation marks the transcript as partial. Lineage: Eukaryota; Apicomplexa; Aconoidasida; Haemosporida; Plasmodiidae. Gene Ontology annotation, molecular function: protein serine/threonine kinase activity; ATP binding.
AUGAAGCUGGACAUCUCGUGCUUCUGCUUCCUGUCGAAAAAUGAGUACCGAGUGCUGACGGCGAUAGAAAUGGGCAUGCGGAACCACGAGUACCUGCCCGUGUCGUUAAUAGCGAGCAUAGCGAAUUUGAGGAAGGAAGGCAUAAACAGUGUGUUGAAGAAGUUGCUCAAAAACAAGCUCAUCAGUCAUGAAAAUAAAAAGUACGAUGGAUAUAAGCUAACCUAUUUAGGGUAUGACUUCCUAGCCCUAAGAGCAUUUAUAAAUAGGGGCAUCCUAAAAAGUGUUGGCAAUCAAAUAGGAGUUGGAAAAGAAUCAGACAUCUACAUAUGUAAAGAUACGAACGGAAAUUUAUUGUGUUUAAAAAUCCACAGGUUAGGUAGAAUAUCAUUUAGAACAAUUAAAAAUAAUAGAGACUAUUAUGGAAAAAAAAAUUUUCGAAAUUGGUUGUAUUUGUCCAAAAUAGCUGCCACCAAGGAGUAUGCUUACUUAAAAGCCUUGUAUGAAAAUAACUUCCCAGUUCCGAAACCCUAUGACCUAAACAGACACAUGAUUCUCAUGUCGUAUGUAAAUGGAUACCCCCUAUCACAUGUAAAAAUUAGCAACCCCUUUAAGAUAAUCGAUAUUUUAAUAAACACUAUCAUUAAAUUUGCCAAGGCGAAUAUAAUUCAUGGAGACUUUAAUGAAUUUAACAUCCUCAUUGAUGAUGAUGAGAGAAUAACUGUUAUCGAUUUUCCGCAAAUUGUUUCUCUUCAACAUCCGAAUGCUAAGUUAUAUUUCGAUCGAGAUGUCAGAGGUGUCGUUAAUCACUUUUAUAGAAAGUAUAAAAUAAAAAUUGAAGAUUAUCCUUUUUAUGAAGAUGUCAUUUUGCUGAGUAGUGAGAAAAUUGUGGUGGAAGAAAAUUUAAUUUCCAGCAGUGAUGAGCAUGCCUUGAUGGACGUCCUGCAGAAUGAUGGGUCCGACUCGGUUUCCCCCUGCCCCGAGCAGCUCAAUUGUAGCGGUGGGAGCGGCGAAAGUGGCGUAGGUGACGAAGGUGACCAAAUUGACGAAAGUGGCGUGGGUGACCAAAGUGAUGGAAGCCAUCGUAGUGGAGAAAGGCACCUCAGUGAAGCAGACCGCCCAAGAACCGUUAGCGAGAGCACUCAGGGGGAAACCCCUCGCAGCGCAGGCACCCAGGGAGAGGACUCCUUCUCAUCUGAAGGGAAGUACAAAGACGCCUACGAGAACAACGCGGAAAGGGAGAAGUCAAGUGAAAAGCUGGAGAAAAGAUCGGACGGAUUGGAUGACAAUGGCAUGGAGAGUGCACAAGGGGUAGCAGCGGAUGAGCGGGGAAAUAAGAAGGAAGAGGAGGAGACCAAAUGCAGGGGAGGUAGUAGUAGUAGUAGCCCCGCGAAGGAUGAAGAAGCGCCUACAGAUGGGAAGUGCAGUCGUACGGAGGAGAAGACCCAGGAUGAGGGGGAGGACCGUCAUGAUGAUCCCCCCGUUCGCGGUGAGGAAGAGACGGGGGGGGAAAUCGGCUCGAGCGAACGGAACGAUCAGGUGAGUAGUGGCGCUUCAGAAAAGGGCGCACAGCAGGUGGACCGCUCGAAGGGCAUCAGCAGCGAGGCGAGCGGUGACGAAGCGAGCGGUGAUGAGGCCGGCGGUGACGAAGAAAGCGGUGAUGAGGCGAUCGGUGACGAAGCAAGCGGUGACGAGGCCGGCGGUGACGAAGAAAGCGAAUUGACGGCGUACUCCAGCUGCGACUCGGAGGGAUGCGUCUCCGCGAACUCCACCAAGAAGCUGUCCGAAACGUGGCAGCCCCAUAUAAAAAAGUACACCAAGGAAUACGCGAAGAGCAAGCUAAA